Molecule: messenger RNA, 385 nt
Organism: Linum tenue
Lineage: Eukaryota; Viridiplantae; Streptophyta; Magnoliopsida; Malpighiales; Linaceae
Source: the annotation of a GenBank genome assembly
AACAAACGAAGGAACUCCGUUCAUUCGGCUGCUAGACGAUCAUCUCUUUUGAUUUCAGCGUUCGGCGGAAUACUUCGACUUCGACGUCGAUCGAAGAACAUGCGCCACCGAUCACGCUUUCGGAAUGAACAUCAGCGAGAAUCGGAGUCGUCACCUGUUCGUCAACCGUCGCCGGCGGCGGCGAUUCUCACUGAUCGGACGCCUAAGGAAGGGGAGCAAAGCACCGGAAUACGAAUAAUCGUCUGCUCUGCUUCAAAGCUGCCAACGGAAAUGGAACCAGUGCAGCAAAUAGAGAAGAUUCCAACCCAUUGAAGGAUCUGCCUGACAUGUCCUUUAUUUUUUUUUUUAAAAGAAGUGUUUUCUGAAAGUUAUAUUUUUAAUCGCA